Colletotrichum phormii is the source of this 435-nucleotide messenger RNA. RefSeq lists its product as uncharacterized. NCBI's taxonomy places the organism in Eukaryota, Fungi, Ascomycota, Sordariomycetes, Glomerellales, Glomerellaceae. Bases 1 to 435 code for a protein of 144 amino acids. The transcript has a single exon. The record is from RefSeq and is a predicted model, not a curated record.
AUGUCAACCUCGGAGAAGGAAGGGGAGUCAAAAAGCCAACAACUAUAUGCUUGGAAGGCUCCCCUCGCGAUGUGCCUCAGUAUGUUGGGCGGGGUCGGCUUUGCAGUCGGUCAUGACCGUUUCUACGGGAGCCUCGCCGGAACGCCGCCCUCAUCAGAGAUCUACCCCGACUUCAGCGCGGUGGGCGGCGUCACCAGCCAGCAGUUCAACGUUGCCCUAGGGACGCUGUUGGCUUCGAUGUCCAAGAUCCUCCUCAGCAUGGCCAUAUCAACGGCGCAAGAGCAACAUGUGUGGAGUGUUCUCAAGGCCCGUCCUUCAAAGCUUCGCUCAAUUGACGGAUUGUUGUCUUCUAAGUCUAAUGCUCUGAACAUUUUAGAUGCCAGUGUUAAGAGCCCAGCCCUCGUGUGGCCACGUAGGGAUGAUUUCUGUAUAUAG